CUGUUUUAUGCUCCGUUCCUCGUCGCCUUUGCUUCCUUCGCACUUCACAACCACGUCUGCCUGUUCCCGCUGACUCGGCCUCCGUUCUACUCCUUUUUUUUCUGUGCAUUUUUCUCGUCGCCGUUCGAUCUUCGUUGUGGCAACUGGCGAAGGGGAACUGUCCACGGUUCUUGCUGCAGCAGUAUUUGAUGUUUCUGUUCUUUUUUCCCCCUCUCGUCUCCUCCUGAUUUUGCCUCCCGCCUCCUUCGCCUGGUCCGCCGUACCUUCGGCGUUCGUCAGGACUGUGCCGUGCCGUGGGUUUUCAGAUUGUUGUGGAUCUUUUCAAUCAACUAACACAUCCUUCGUUUUCGGCGUUUGUUCCGCAAUUCCAGCCCUCCUUGUUUCGGCAUGGAUAGCUGUGGUGCGUUCAGAGGGAGACAGACAUUUGUGCCCUUCCAUUGUCAGCCGAGUUCGUGGUUUCACGUCUUGGCAUACAAUGGGCCCUUCUCUGAUCUGUUAAAAAUCAAAAUUUUCAGUGCGGACAGGAGUUUUGUAGAGAUUGCCGUUCCACUCCAGUUUUCUUCUCACGCUAGCAAGAGAAAACUGAACAUUGGAUUCCUAGUAGCUUUCUUUCUCUGAAGCAGUUUCGUUUCCCUGAGCUGCCAAGAGCCCAAGACCUCUCUCUCUCUCUCUCUCUCUCUCUCUCUCUCUCUCUCUGCAAAGAGACAAAGUUAUUGUUAGUCAUCACCAGAUUUUUGGGCCUUAGCUGCAGUUCUGUAUGUUUCCUAUAUUUUUUUUACUUUUGACAACUGCAUAGACAACUGAAUACUAUUACUCCAUCCAGUUCCACCAAUCUAUACAGUGUUCAAGGCUUAUAUUCGUGCUCUCUUUUCACUGUUAAAAUCUUCAGCGGCUGAUCCCUGAUUUCACAUAUAUGAUAUCUCUUUAUUGCCUUUCAUGUCUGUCUAUAGUUUAAGGACCCCAUUAAUGACGGCGAACAAAAUGUGCGCAUUGUACUAGCACACUGGUAGUUUCAAGGCGCUGUCCUCACCCUGCAUCUUACAGUGUCCUGAACUGAAUUUAGUUUUAGUUGUCAGGGUCCGUUUACUGUGACCAUCAUUAUGCAAGUAGCAGAAGGUAGGCCCCUUCAUCUCUUGCUGGGCCAAGGAUGAUAGCCUUCACUUUCAUGCUUAGUUCUCUUUAGUAAGGAGAAAACAAUUUGGUUGCUACCGGACAAAUGUGUAGCGCAGUGUAGGGCAUGUUGCAGUGGGGCAUUUCAUUUGCAAAGGAUCAUCUUUUUUUUUUCUGAUGUCUUGUAGCUUUCAUUCUACUUUUGGGAAUGAUAGUUUCAGGGCUUGGUAAGUGGCCAAGUAGACGAAUUUCAUCUUCUCAUGGUUUUCGACUUGCACAUGGAUAACAUAGGCUUUAGUUCCCUGUCGAUACAUGUAGAUUGUGGUCCAGGUCAUCUCCCCGUUCGCUGGCUUCAGCAGCAGAGCUCUUGCUGGCAAACAAGUGAUCUUUCUACAGUUUUAGAAGGGCAGGCCUUUGACACUGGGUUUGCUCUCUUCUCAUGUUCGAAGCUCGGAGAUUAUGACACAAGCAUGACUGGUCCUUGAAAACUAUACACGGCUUUGGAGAGAUGGGAUGUGCUGCUUCCAGGUUAGAAGAUGAGGAAGCCAUCAAGAUGUGCCGGGACAGAAGGGACUUCAUCAAGCAGGCACUGGAGCAGCGCAACCGAUUUGCAUCUUCUCACAUUGCUUACAUCGAGUCCCUGAAGCGUGUUUCAAUGGCUCUCCAACGGUUUGUUGCUGGAGAUGACCACCAUGAGCUCAUCUUCGAUACAUUCAUCUCCCCUGUCAAGCAACAGAAGCCAGAGACGCUCAGCCUGCCUUAUGGUUCAUAUGAGAAGAGAACCAUUCAUGUCUCGAGAUACUUGAGGUCAGGGCCUAACCCAUCAGUGUCAGUUGAGGAGCACCCACGACCGGUGGAAACAGUCCGUGUUGAGUCACAUUACCCUAUGGACAAUCACAGUGGCAUGGAUAGGUUCUUACAAUCGCACUCCUCACCGGUGGUAUCGUCUUCAUACUACCCACCACCUUAUACCAGGCCAAGCUACCCAUCUCCAUCGUCCCAGGAACCAGUUAUGAAUACUUCUACCUAUUACAUGCCUUAUGACAGGCCAAGAUAUGCACCUCCAUCACCCCAGGAGGCAAUGAGGACUUCUUAUUAUGCAUCUUAUGACAGGCCAAGCUACCGACCACCAUCAUCCCAGGAGCCACCGAGGAAUUCUUAUCAUGUGCCAUAUGACAGGCCAAGCUUCCCACCUCCAUCACCCCAGGAGCAGGAAUCAUCACCAUGGGACUCCUUCUGGAACCCAUUCUCAUCGCUGGACAGCUUUGGAUAUCCCCGCCCUCGGAGUAGCUAUGACAACGUGACCAAUGACGAUGAACUCGCGAGGUUACAGCGGGUACGAGAGGAGGAAGGAAUCCCAGAACUUGAAGAGGAAGACGAUGAGUGUCAAGAGCAUGUACAAAUGCAUAGAAAAGAAGAACAAGAAGAUCAUGAUAAUGCGGAUGAUGAUGAUGAAGACGAUGAGGAAGAUGACGAUGACGAAUGUGAGCAUUCAGAUGAGUAUAUGGUUUCUGACGAGGGCACUUGCUCUGUCAAUUUUGAUGCUAAUAUGAAGCAAGAAACAAAGGGAUUUGAAUCCAAAGGUAUUCAGUGUACUGAAGCACCAGAACCUCGCAAGACAGUAGAACUUGAGUUAAAGGCACACAAGAAAGAACUGAUGAGAAACAGAGUAGCAAAUGCAGAAGAAACUCCUGGUUUCACAGUAUAUCUGAAUCGAAGACCAGCAAGCUUGGUUGAGGCCAUGAAGGAUAUCGACUGUCAGUUCUCGGGAAUAUGUGACGCUGCUCGGGAAAUCUCAGUAAUGUUGGAGGCAAGUAGAGCUCAGUACUCAGCCUCAAACGAUCUUUCUGCGAAGAUGCUGAAUCCGGUUGCACUUUUGCGCUCUGUGUCGUCGCGUUCAUCGUCUUCUCGUUUCCUUCUUGCUCCCUCUAGCUCAAUAGAUGAUCUCUUUGACAAUGAGACUAGCAGCUGUUACUCUGAAGAAUCUUGUAGUACCAUGUCUGGAAGUCACCACUCUACCUUAGAUAGACUCUAUACAUGGGAGAAGAAACUGUACAAGGAAGUAAAGGCUGGUGAGCGGUUAAGAAUCGAGUACGAGAAGAGGUUGACACAUUUGAGGAACCAAGAUGUCAAAGGCGAAGAACCUUCCUCUGUUGAUAAGACUUGUGCAGCAUUAAGAAGCUUGCAUACUCGGCUGAAGGUGUCAAUACAGACAGUUCAGUCAAUAUCAACGAGGAUUGAAAUUCUAAGGGAUGAGGAGCUGCAUCAUCAGCUUAUGGAGCUGAUUCAAGGGCUAUCACGGAUGUGGCGGGCCAUGGCUGAACGCCACAAAGCCCAGAAGCGCACCAUCGAGGACGCCAAGCUUCUCUUCCUCCAGCACCACCCCUCGGCCGCCACCGCCAUCUCCCUUGGCCCGCUAGAGGCUGCAGGUCCCCCACCGGCUGCCUUGGAAUUGGAGUCCGAGAUCCAGGCGUGGCGAGGAGCGCUGGAGGCCUGGCUGUUCGCGCAGCGCGCCUACGCGCGCGCGCUGGCCGCGUGGGCGCGACGGUGCCUCGGCAUCAGCACCGCGGCGCGGCCAAGUAGCCACGCGCUGCCGCCGGCGUUCCUGGCGUGCAUGGAGUGGGGGCGCGCGGUCGACGCGGCCACUGAGGCGCGGGUGAUGGACGGUCUGGACUUCUUCGUCGCCGGCGUCGGGUCGGUGUGCUCGGGCGCGGCUGCCGGGAUGGAGGGCAUGGCUGGGCGCGUGCUGUGUGCUGGCAUGGCAGCGGUCACCGGCGCCUUGGCGGAGUUCGCGGCGGCGUCUGGCGACAGCUAUGACGCCGCUGUCGCAGCUGUCGUCGCCGCGGCGCGUGCGCCGGAGCGCGGGAAAGAGGACGGCGUGGGACAAGUGCCGGAACGCUAGGAAAGUGCUGCGGCGGUUGCUUUGUUGGUUGACCGGCCCCCGUGACGUAGAGUGGCUCUGCUCACCUUGUGAUGACGAUGGGUAGGGUAGGAGAUGGAAUUAAGCAUGCAGCUACGUAUGUAGUCUUGUGAUUGAUAAGAAUGCUAUUACAAGGCUAUCUAAUUUUGCUAGCGACUGCUUAUUAUAGUGUGGUGGUCCUAGACCGACAAAUCUAAGCAAUAGCAACAAUUGGUUGUUUGUGAUACAAGCACAAGCGAAUGGGAUGGAGUUUGUUUA
This is a messenger RNA of Zea mays, 4288 nucleotides long. RefSeq lists its product as uncharacterized. NCBI's taxonomy places the organism in Eukaryota, Viridiplantae, Streptophyta, Magnoliopsida, Poales, Poaceae. Bases 1619 to 4012 code for a protein of 797 amino acids. The record is from RefSeq and is a predicted model, not a curated record. The transcript has 6 exons.